GCGACCCGGAAACUCUCGUCGUCCGCUCUCUCACAUGUGGACGGAGGGUUUUAACAGUGACGGGCUGAGCUCCUUCUGUCCUCCUCUCUCUGACUCUCACAACAGUAAAACACACAGUAACGAGGGAUGAGUCCUCCCGUUUUCGGAACGUAGAGAAGCAGCAGUAGCCCGUGUUUACCGUCCCCCUCCUUCACCCCGCGGAGGAGCUGCUGCUGCUGCUGCUGCUGAGAGCAGCAUGGAAAAGCUGGAGCUGAGCCUCACAUCACUGACCACGAUCUCAAGACAUGUCGACAAAAGCCACAACGAGCUCAGCAAGUACCUAAGCAAACAGAUAUGGAGCCAACAGGACAGGCAGUGCAUCCUGGGGUGUCUAGCUCAGCUCCUGCUGGAGAAAGAUUACACCCUCCUCCUCGCCCGGCACCUGCGCCCACUGAUCCUGGACCUGCUGGAGAGGAACGCUGAGAGGAUCAAGACGGACGUCAGGCUCAAUCAUGACCUCCACGAGCGGCUAUGCGUGGCACUCAGCAAGCUCCUCAGCGUCAGUCCAGAUGCUCAGGCGUUCGCAGCAAGGUACUUCAACAGCGCCCCGCCCGUCUUUCAGAGACUCUUCUUCACCAGCGAAGAGUCCGCCUCCAUCCAGUAUGGCCCCCGUCGCAUGAAGCUGCGGGACCUGAUGGGGGCCACUCUUCGCUUCCUCCAGAGUGAUUGUGAGAAGUUUCGAGUGCUGUGGGACUGGAGCGCCUGUAUCUCACAGCUGCUCACGAGCGACGUCAUGGUCCGAGGUUACACUGCACAGUGCCUUGCUUUGGUGUCCCACAUGACUGAUAACCAGAAAACAAUCUUCCUAAGGAAGGUUCUCUCCAGUGAGGAGAUUCUGCAUCUAAAAAUGAAGUCAUUAGAAGAGGCCCAGCAGCUUGAAGUAGAACGAGCUCUGGUGUUGGCCAAUCAGGGCUCAGUAAUGUGGCGUUUGGAAAGAGGAAACAAGUUCUCCAAAGGUCAGGUGGUGUCUGAGGACCUUUCUCAGACUGUCACCGCUGUGUGUGGAGUGAUUUUGCCAAGACUGACUCCUCGACGGGAAGAACAGACAUGUUUAAGAAAUCUGGUGCUAGUGGAUUCGAGCUGUCGAAACCUCAGACGACUUGCCAUGGCUGUAGCAUCCCAGAAGCCUGUUCUUCUGGAAGGACCCAUUGGCUGUGGCAAAACAGCCCUGGUCGAAUAUCUAGCAGCUGCAACUGGACACGUUAAGGCCCCUGAUAUCCUCAAGGUUCAGCUUGGAGAUCAGACAGACAGCAAGAUGUUGCUGGGGAUGUACCGGUGCACAGAUAUUCCAGGGAAGUUUGUAUGGCAGCCAGGGUCCCUCACUCAGGCAGUGUCGAAGGGCCACUGGAUCCUCCUGGAGGACAUCGAUCAUGCUCCUCUGGAUGUGAUAUCAGUGUUGCUGCCUCUGAUGGAGAACAAGAAACUGACCAUCCCUGGCCGAGAGGACUGUAUUCAGGUGGCCCCUGGCUUCCAGUUUUUUGCUACAAGAAGGAUGUUCUACAGUGGUGGAGCUUGGCAUCGACCCCAGAACACCCACGCAGCUUUACUGGACAAAUACUGGAACAAGCUUCAGAUUGGAAAUAUGACCAGAGAUGAACUCAAACUGGUCCUAGUGCAUAAGUACCCAAGUCUGACUACGGUGGUGGACCGCCUGCUAGACAUUUAUUGUCAGCUGACUGGGGACAGACACCACAUCUCGGUCAGCUCAAGCCUUCAGAACCCAAGUGAAGAGAAGCCCACACUGCUGGAGGGCAGAGGACUUUCUCUGAGGGACUUGCUGAAGUGGUGUGAUAGAAUAUGCAUGAACUUUGACAACUCGUCCUCUGCCACAUCUCAGAACGUCUUCCUAGAGGCCCUGGACUGUUUUACUGCCAUGUUGUCCAAAGUAGAGAGCAGACUAAAGUUGGCAGAGAUCAUUGGCAGCAAGCUUAACAUUUCCAAAGAGAAGGCUCAUCAUUACUGUCAGCUGUAUCAGCCGGGCAUUAUAGUGACGGAGCUGGAGGUGACGGUGGGACGCGGAAUGCUGCUGCGCAAACAGUGUGAUGUUGUGCGCCUCGAAACCGAGAAACAGACCUUUGCCGCCACGCGACCCUCCUCUGUGCUGUUAGAGCAGCUGGCUGUGUGUGUCACAAAGGGAGAGCCGGUUCUGUUGGUUGGAGAGACGGGCACAGGAAAGACAUCAACCGUGCAAUACCUGGCUGGACUCACAGGACACAAGCUGCGUGUGGUCAACAUGAACCAGCAGAGUGACACCGCAGACCUGCUGGGAGGGUAUAAACCUGUGGACCAUAAGCUGAUCCUGUUGCCGCUGCGCGAGGCGUUUGAGGACUUGUUCUCUCAGACGUACUCUCGGAAGCAGAACAUCACUUUCCUGGGUCACGUGCAGACUUGUUUCCGUGGAAAGCGCUGGCAGGACCUGCUCAAACUCAUGGAUCAUGUGUGCAAGUCUGCUCUCACCAAAGAGCUGCAGGACAAGCCUAAUGCUGCACUGUUGCAAGAGCAGUGGGAGGCACUGGCUCUGAAACUCAGUCAGACACAGGAACAGAUACGAGCACGAGAAUCUGCACUGGUCUUUGCCUUUGUUGAGGGCACCCUAGCUCAGGCAGUGAAGAAGGGAGAGUGGAUUUUGCUGGAUGAAAUAAAUCUUGCUGCCCCGGAGACGCUGGAGUGUCUGAGUGGUCUGCUGGAGGGCAGUGCUGGCUCUCUGGUGCUGCUGGACCGAGGAGACACAGAGCCACUGGUCCGACAUUCAGACUUCCGCCUGUUUGCCUGCAUGAACCCGGCCACUGAUGUGGGCAAGAGGAACCUGCCUCUGGGCAUCCGCAACAGGUUUACUGAGCUUUAUGUGGAAGAGCUGGAGAGUGAGGGAGAUUUACGGAUCCUCGUCUCAGAUUACCUCAAAGGCCUUAACUUAAACAGGAGCAUCAUCCAUGGAGUCAUCAGUUUUUACCUGGCGGUUCGUAAGGAGGCUAACUCGCGCCUUGUGGACGGCACCGGCCACAAACCUCACUACAGCUUGCGCACGCUGUGCCGGGCUCUGAAGUAUGUGGCUGCCAACCCCUGUUACAGCAUCCAGCGCUCCCUAUAUGAGGGGUUUUGCCUAAGCUUCCUAACCCAGCUGGACCGCAGUUCUCAUCCCAUUGUAGAGAAGCUGGUGUACCAGUACAUCCUGGGAGGAAACAUCAAGUCUCUUAAACAGCCCAUUCCGGAGCCCCGGUCACGAGGGUAUGUGCAGAUGGAGGGCUACUGGGUGAGUCAGGGAGAUAUGGACCCAGCACUGGACCCCAGCUACAUCCUGACCCCCUCAGUCCGACUCAACCUUCGAGACCUGGCCCGCGUGGUGGCCGCUGGAAUUCACCCCGUCCUGAUCCAGGGCGAGACCUCUGUGGGGAAGACCAGCCUGGUCCGAUGGCUCGCAGCUGCCACGGGGAAUCAGUGCGUGAGAAUCAACAACCACGAGCACACAGACAUUCAGGAGUAUAUCGGCUGCUACUCCUCUGAUGAGCACGGCAAGCUUGUCUUCAAAGAAGGCGUUUUGAUCGAUGCCAUGCGGAAGGGCUACUGGAUCAUACUGGACGAGUUGAACCUCGCCCCCACCGAUGUCCUGGAAGCUCUGAACAGAUUGCUGGAUGACAACAGGGAACUCUUCAUUGCCGAGACUCAGGAAGUUGUCAAAGCCCAUCCUAGAUUCAUGCUCUUCGCUACCCAGAAUCCCCCUGGGCUCUAUGGUGGUAGAAAGGUUUUGUCCAGGGCGUUCAGAAACCGUUUUGUGGAGCUGCACUUCGACGAGCUUCCCAGUGAGGAGCUGGAGACCAUCCUGCACCAACGUUGCAGCCUGCCCCCUUCCUACUGCACCAAACUGGUCAAAGUCAUGCAGAACCUACAGUCUUUGCGGAGGGGCUCCAGUGUGUUUGCUGGAAAGCAUGGUUUCAUCACUCUCCGAGACCUGUUCCGCUGGGCUGAGCGCUAUAGGCUAGAGGAGCAGACUGACACCUCCCGUGAUUGGCUGCAGCAUUUAGCUAAUGACGGUUACAUGCUGCUGGCAGGCCGCGUUCGUCGACCAGAGGAGGCCUUGACUAUCCAGAACAUUUUGGAAAAGCACUUUAAGAGGACAGUAAACCCUGAGGCAUUGUUCUCAGAAGAUCAGGUCACCAGUCAGUUCAGUCCGUUUGUGGCGAGCAUUGCUGGUGUUCCUGAGGAGUUUGGUCAUGUGGUGUGGACUGAAGGCAUGAGAAGGCUUGCUGUGUUGGUGGGCCGUGCACUCCGUUUUGGAGAGUCUGUCUUACUGGUGGGAGAUACUGGGUGUGGCAAAACCACAAUCUGCCAGCUGUUUGCUGCUUUGGCGGGGCAGAAGUUUUUCUCAGUCAACUGCCAUCUGCACAUGGAGACCUCCGAUUUCCUGGGUGGACUGCGGCCUGUCCGUCAUGCUGGGACGGGACACGGCGAUGCUGAGGACGGACGUCUGUUUGAGUGGCGUGACGGGCCUCUAGUGCUGGCUAUGAGACAGGAGGGAGUGUUUCUGAUGGAUGAAAUCUCACUGGCAGAUGACUCUGUGCUGGAGAGGCUCAACAGUGUGUUGGAGACAGAGAAGUCUCUGGUCUUGGCAGAGAAAGGCAGCGGGGAUGAUGAUGAUGUGGAGCUCAUCAUUGCAGGGAAGAAGUUCAGACUGGUUGCCACCAUGAAUCCUGGUGGAGACUUUGGCAAGAAGGAGCUCUCUCCUGCACUGAGGAACAGGUUCACAGAGAUCUGGUGUCCUCAGACUAAUAGUCGCAGUGACUUGAUGAAGAUCAUCCAGCACAACCUGAGAUCAGGGCUCUCUCUGGACCAGCGUGACCAUCAAGGUAAAGACAUCGCUGAGCUCAUGCUGGACUUCAUCGACUGGCUGACCAAUCAGGAGUUUGGUAGGCGGUGUAUCUUGAGUGUAAGGGACAUCCUGUCCUGGGUGGACUUCAUGAACACGGUGUGUGAGCAGGACGAGGCUCGAGACGAAAACCACUUCAUGUCUCUGGGAGAGGUGGAGGAGCCGGAGUGGGACCAGAGGCUGGACACGGUCACUGCCUUCAUCCACGCUGCCUGUCUGGUCUAUGUGGAUGGCAUCGGAUCAGGCACCACUGUAUCAGCAGCAGAGAAUGCGUCAGCGGCACGGAAGGCCUCCCUGGCCUUUCUGGAGUCCAGGCUGCGCAGAAUCACUGAGCUGGACAAGAAGGUGCAGGAUGCACUGAGAGUUUACGAAAGCAUCCAGCACCGAGAGCCACGCUGGGGGGAAGACUUCUUUGGCAUUGAGCCCUUUUACAUAAUGUCUGGUCCUGAGAGCGAGGGUCGCAGUGUGUCCGAUUAUGCUCUGGGUGCGGGCACCACAGCGGUGAACGCUAUGAGGGUUUUACGGGCAUUAAAGCUGCAGAGACCCAUUCUGCUGGAGGGAUCGCCCGGAGUCGGCAAGACCAGUCUGGUGGCUGCACUUGCCAAGGCAUCUGGAAAUCACCUCAUCAGAAUCAACCUCUCCGAACAAACUGAUGUGACGGACCUGUUUGGAACAGAUCUUCCAGUGGAGGGUGGUAAGGGGGGAGAGUUUGCCUGGAGGGACGGUCCUCUCCUGGCUGCGCUGAAGGCUGGUCACUGGAUUGUUCUAGAUGAGCUAAAUCUGGCCUCUCAGUCCGUGUUGGAGGGUCUGAAUGCCUGUUUCGACCACAGAGCGGAGAUUUACAUUCCUGAAUUGAGCAUGCGCUUCCAUGUCCAGCAAGAGAAGACCAAAAUCUUUGGCUGCCAGAACCCCUUCACGCAGGGAGGAGGCCGCAAAGGUCUUCCCAAGUCCUUCCUCAACAGGUUUACUCAGGUAUUUGUGGACCAGCUGACCAGUGAAGACAUGCAGUUUAUUGGUAACUCCAUCUUCCCAAACAUCAACGAGCAGAUCAUCUCCAAAAUGGUGCAGUUUAGCAACAAGCUUGUCCAUGAGGUGACAGUAGAGAGAAAAUGGGGUCAGAAAGGAGGACCAUGGGAGUUCAACCUGCGCGAUCUCUUCCGCUGGUGUCAGCUGAUGCAGGCCGACCAAUCCCCAGCCUUCUAUAACCCUGGUCAGCAUGUUGGGCUGGUGUAUGCAGACCGGAUGAGAACUGAAGCAGAUAAAGCUCAGGUGCUGUCUGUGUUCAGGAAGGUGUUCACAGAGGAUUUUGAGCCUUACAUGGGCUCCAGACAGUUCCAUAUUACUCCGCUUAACCUGCAGGUCGGCUCUUCAGUCCUUCAGCGCAGUGGUGGGGCACCUGUUGCCUUGGACCCACCUCUGUCUAUUACUCAUCAAGUUCUAAGGCCACUGGAGUCCAUAAUGAAGUGUGUAAAGAUGGGCUGGAUGGCUAUCUUGGUGGGCCCCACUGCCAGUGGCAAGAGCAGCCUUGUUCACUUGUUGGCCCUGCUGACCGGACAUAGACUCAGAGUCAUGGCCAUGAACAGUGCUAUGGACACCACAGAACUGCUGGGCGGGUUUGAACAGGUGGACAUCAUUCGGCCAUGGCAGCAGGUGUUGGAGAGCAUGGAUUACGUGGUUGCCAUGGUGACCCGGCGUGGCUUGAUGUCGUUGGACGGGGCGGUGCAGGACACAGAGUUCCUGCUCAGCACGUGGAGCACGUUUCGCCGCUGGCUGAAGGACGAGGGGCUUGACUCUACUGAGGGAACCGUGACCUUUGAGGCCCUGAACAAACUGGAGGUCAUCAUAGUGCUUCUGCAUAAACUCAACACCAAGCUGAAGGUCUUCACAGACAUGUCAAAGCUGCAGCUGGACUUCACCCUGCUGAAGGAGCGUCUGGCGCAGAUGGAGGACGGCUGGAGUCAUGGUGGUUUCGAGUGGCUUGACGGCACACUGGUGCAGGCCCUGCAGGCCGGGGACUGGCUGCUUAUGGACAACGUCAAUUUCUGCAGCCCAUCAGUGUUGGAUCGUCUGAAUGCACUUCUGGAGCCGGGUGGGUCUUUGACCAUUAAUGAGCGUGGAGUCAUUGACGGCACAACCCCUAGCAUCACCCCUCACCCCAACUUCAGGUUGUUCCUCACAAUGGAUCCUGCUCAUGGAGAGAUCUCUCGGGCUAUGAGGAACCGUGGGGUGGAAAUCUAUAUCCCAGGAGAGAAUGAGGGUGUGUGUUGGGACUCUCUGGACCUGAAGACAGUAUUACACACUCUAGGAGUGACCGGAGACUGUGUUUGUGACAUACUGAUGUCUGUUCACUCUGAGAUCAAGUCGGCGAUCUGGGACUCUCCAGCCUCCUCAGUGUUGUCUCUCCUGCAUGCUGCGGCUCUGUUGUCCAGUCAGCUGCAGAGAGGAGUGGAUCUGCCCAGUGCGCUGCUGCAGGCCUGUGGUGAGGCUUAUGCCCUCUGCCAGCGCACCACCAACAACCAACAGUUGGCUCAGGAGGUGAUAGAGAGGCAGUUGGCUGUUUUGGACUCAGAGGAAUGGGGCAGCAGGCUGUUGUGUGCGGGUGUGUGGCCGGACAGGGUGCCCUCGGCCCUGCAGAGCACAGAAGAUUCGUGCUUCGCCAGCGUCCAGAGAGACGGCCAGGUUCUCCUCUACUGCCUCAACACACUCAGCCUGCAGAGCAAGAGGAGCCGGCCCCUGAGCCUGACUGACCUGCAGAGGGCGAUGCAGAGUGGAGCAGCGCUGGAAGGACUGCAGUUCUCUGGGGGAGGGCCAGCAGGAGGGGCUGAGGGUGGAGUCAGUGAUGCGCAGCAGGUUCUGCCCACUGCUGUGCGGAUCCUCACUGAGAGAGCCUCACACAGUGACUGGGUUCUCCGCACCAGCUGGCUCGCCCACCUCGCCAAGAGCUACAAAUUUGUUCCAGAAGCCGCCCUGAUGCAGCUGGAGGCGGGAAGCAGAGCUCUCAAAGCCGUCUUCAACAGCAAACUCAUCGGCAAAGGCAAAUACCUAACUGAGCACCUCCAGCCACAUAGCACAGAUGACUACAGGAUCUUGGUAGACAUGCGCUGGAACAAACAGUACCUGGAUAUUUUGGCCAACACCUGUAACUUUGAGGAUGAGGAGAGAUGUAUGGAGUUCAUGGAGGCUCUGUAUGCUGUCGCCAACAGGAUCAUAAUACUGAUGGACAGGGAGGAGAGAGCAGCUAUCGGCAGCAGUACUGGAAAUAUGUCACCCCAUAACAGUGCACUGAGACUGGCCACUGCUUUCUCUAAAGGAACUGUAGAUAUUGGGCACCUGCCACACCCAGUCCUGGUGCACUUGAGGCCUUUCUUUGAUCUGUGGGACGCCUUCGUACUCCAGGCUGUGCAGACAGAUCAGCCCAACAUCUCUGACCACCUUAUGUUUGAGAUCCUGCAGCUGCUUCAGUGGAGGGAUCGCUUCUGGCAUGUGUGUAACUCGUUGCCGGCAGACACUCGUGGAGUGUGUGUGCUCUCUCUGCACUGGCAGUGGGUUCACAAACACCUGGUCCUGAGGCUGCCGCAGCUGCUGAUGGGAGAUGGAGACUAUGAAGGGCAGCAGGAACUGCACACCAUCUCCACAGCCAUCCAGAACACGCUGUCAAGCUCUGUGUCUGUGGCCUCGGCAUUGAAGAGCAUUCAGAAAACACUGGGAAAACCGCUGCCUUUUAAGCUGCAGUCAGUGGCCGAAUGUGCUGAUCGCCUCCGCUUCCUCAGCAGAGCGUUAGAUAUCAGAGACGUGCGGCUGGACGGCAGCACACCGUCCGUUUGGAAACGUGAGGUGACUCGUCUUCGGGGUGCUGCCAUGGGGAUAGACUCUAAAGAAGCUCUGCUGGAGGGAUGGGGUUUGGUUCUACAGGCCAAUCUUCUGCUGGACCCUCAGAGCACUGGUGUGCUGGAGAGACUGGUCACCUGUGUGGAGCAGCAGCAGAGUCACAUGGCUUCCUGUGGUCUGCUGGAUUCUCUUUCUGAGAACAUGGAUGAGGACGGGCUGGGUGAAGGUGCUUCUCCAGGUCGUGAAGUGCUACUGCAGCUGGGCCGCAGAGCUCAGCUCUGGCCUGUGCUGGAAGAACUGGCCAUUCUUAACCAGAUGAAAGUGACCGCAGACCUACUGCACCUGUCUGUAACCCAAAGAGGGAAUAAGGAAGCGGAAGCUGGUCUUUGUCGCUCCCUUUCCAAUCACCUGCGCUUCUGCAUGCAGUCUACGCCCAUGAACAUCCGCCAGCUGCAGCCGCUGUUUUUCCUUCUGGGCACAGAACGGCCUGUAGAGGAGCUGCAGCUAGUGUGGUGUGAGCUGCUGUCUGAGACUCUGACAUCGCUGUGGAAUAGCAGUGUGACGUCUGACCCGGAGCGCUGGCUGAAGUGGAGCCCGCUGAGUCCAGAGGAACAGAAAAGCUCCAGGUCACUGCUGGGGCCCUCAGAUACGGGUCCAGGCAUGCUGAGUCGAGCUGUGUGGUCCCGGUGUGUUCUGGGAGUUUUGAGUGGCAGUGAGGUGGGCGGUCGUUGGGACCCGUCGGGCUCUUCCUUCCUGUCGUCAUCGCGUGUAACACUGGGCGAGUGGAGAGAGAGAGUGGGGCAGCUGCAGGACCUCAGUGCUGUGCUGUGGGACAACAUGGCCAUGCCUGAACUCGCUGAUUUCAGGUUAACAGACUGCAGGCUGCAGGGGUUGGUGUUGUGCCGACAGUUGCACUCUCUCUCUGACCUGCUGUCUCCAGGCUUACAGGAGAGCUACACCGAGUCCUGUGAGAGUCUCAUCGAUGGUCAGGACCCCGUCAGAGCAGCCCAGGAGAUACAGGUGGCCCUCAGAGAGGGCUUACCUGAAAACCUUCUCCCAGAAGGCUUUCUGGAAACGCUGGUGACCUGCCUGACCCAGUUCUCUCAUAACCGCGUGCAGGACUCGGUUCAGCUGGCCCGGUCCGGCGUCUUCUGGGUGAACAUGGGUCUGCUGCAGAUUCAGGUUUGGGCUCCUCAGACCAUUUUUGACCCUGCAGUGAAGAGGGCUUACAAACUCAGCUACGCACAAGAAGAGCUUGCCCUGCUCCAGGACGAGUGGAGGGGGAGGAGUCUUUCCUCUCAACUGCUGACAGGGGCGGAGCUUGAAGAAAGCAGCACCACUGAUGCCUUCCAGCAUCCUCGAAUCAGGUACCUGUGGAUCCGGAUGCAGCAGGUGAAAGAGCAGAUUUGUGAGCUCGGCCGUAAGCAGGCCUGUCGCCCCGCAGACCCACAGUAUGGCCGUCUCUAUCAGGAGCUCCAGCACUACCUGUGCAGCAUUGGGCAGCCAGCAGCUGUGGGAGAUCUGCUGUCCCACCUGCUGAAAGCUCUACAGGGCCCCGGGCCUAAAUCCAGACCGGGCAUCCAGGGUCUGCUGAAGGAAGAGGCCGUGUGGCAGGCCUCUCAGCAGCGCUUCGCUCAGCGGCUGGCUGAGGAGUACCCGCUGUACCCGGAUGUGGUGGUGCCUCUGCGCGCAGCCAUCCUGCAGCUGCAGCACGGCAUGCGUCUCCUGGCCUCGCAGGUCUCUUCCUCGCUGACCGCGCUGCCGGGUCUGCCCCGCCUCCUCUCCACCCUGCUGCCCUUCCCCUGUGGACCACUGAGCUCUGACCUGGCCAGCGCAGACUUCCUGUGCUCUCGAGCCUGCGCAGACGUGCUGCGGGGGCUGGGGAAGCUGCUGCCGGCUGCCGAGGCGCCCAGAGUGGUUCCUGAAUCCGCCGUCCUGCUGCUUAGUGCACUGCUGCGCCUGCAGAGCCACGCCCUGACUGCCGGGCAGCUGGGGACUGAGGCUUGCACGCUGUUCAGACACGUGUGUCAGGCUCUAGUGAAUGAGUGGGAUGAGCAGGAGAGGAGAGCUAGAGAGAAGGAGCAGAGGGAAGCCAGUCUGUACCGCAGCCGCUCACGUCUGCAUGGAGGAGGCCUCACUGAGGACCAGCAGGAAGAGCGCGAGUUCAGACGAUCCUUCCCCACCUACCACAAGGAUUUCGCUGACAUCACUGCUGAACCUAGUCUGGAGCAGCCAAUCAUAAUUGAGGAUGAUGAAGACGAAGUUGAAGAGACGGACUCUCGUGAAAACAGUGGCUUCCGUUUGACGUCCUGCCAAAACACCAUUGUGCAAGUGCACAAGAGACUGUGCCUGUCGUACGCCCGAUCCCUGUGGUACCAGCCCAGCCAACUGACCAAUCAGAGCAAAGACCACCUGAGCGCUCUGGUCGCUUCUUAUCAAAUUACUGCACCCUUGAUAGCACGGUUUUAUCAUCUUAUGGACUGUGAAAUGGACUCUCAAAUGACAGGCUCUCAGCUGUUGCUGAGUUCUCUCCUGCAGAACACCGUAAGGGGCUCUGGGGGUCCGGCCGCUCUGAUCCUGCAGAGUGAUGGCCCUUAUGAUUUCUACAGAGAGCCCAACAUGAGCCAGGCCCGGCUGUGCCUGCCUGCCCUCGAGCAGCUGAGCCGAGCCGUCAGGCAGCGUCUGGAUGAUUGGCCAGAACACCCGGCUCUGGUUCAGAUCACUGUGGUGAUGGAGAGAGUCUUGGCCUUUAGCCUGUCCAGCCCUCUGGCCAAGUUCCUUAACGGUCUGGAGAUCCUGCUCAGCAAAGCACAGGACUGGGAGAACAAUGCCAGUCGCUCUGUGUCUCUGAGGAACGAGUUGGAGUCCAUCACUCAACUCAUCAUCCAGUGGAGGAAACUGGAGCUCAACUGCUGGUCAAGUAGUCUGGAUAACGCUCAAAAGCGUCACUCAGAGAACUCCAACAAGCACUGGUUCUCCAUCUACCAGCUGAUUGAGAGAUAUCUGCAGGAGAAGAGGACGGAUUCUAAGUCUGAUGGAGCUCUGGACGAGCUGCCUCUUUCCUCAGUCUCGUCCACUCUGCAGGGCUUUAUGGAGGGAUCUACUGUGGGAGAGUUUCACACUCGUCUAGCAAUGCUGCUGGCCUUCCACUGCCAUGUCUUGCUGGCUCCUAAACAAGAAGGACAAGCUUUACUCUGCAGUUUGCUGUGGAACCUGCACAAGUACUAUUCACAGUUUUCCGACAGUGUCCAGUCUCGAGUCAGUCAACUAAGAACACCCAUUGAGAAAGAACUCAAGGAUUUUGUCAAGAUCUCCAAGUGGAAUGAUGUCAGUUUCUGGUCAAUCAAACAGUCAGUGGAGAAAACACACAGGACCCUGUUUAAAUUCGUGAAGAAGUUUGAGGCAGCACUGUCUGAGCCGUGUGCUCCCUGCCUGAUCGAGCAGGGGAGCAGUGCAGGGAUGGACAGCGUGGACACCCAGCCAGAGGAGACGCCACUCCACCGACUCCACCAGGCACUCAACAGCAGCCUGCCAGGACGGGGUAGAGACCUUCAGAUUGACACUCAGGACGAGGUAAUGGAUGCUGUGGAGCCUUCAUCACUGCAGGCCCGCCUGCCAAUCCUCACAAAGAAGAUGAGGAAGAUGUGUGUACAGCUGGUGAAGACAGCUCCCCUCCCAGAACUGUCCGAGGACCUCGACCAGUUUACAGCGGAGAUCAUCACUAAUGUGCAGGCUCUGCAGAGUCUGACGGUGGAUCGUUCCACAGAGCAGGAGAGACAGAAGGCUGAGGUCAAACACAUCCUGCUGCAGAAACAGAGAGCACUGGCUGACCUUUUCAAGAUGCUGUCGCAGAUCGGUCUGUCAUACCGCAAAGGCCUCACAUGGGCUCGUACAGCAGAUCCAGAGGAGCCGCUGUGUUUACAGCCCAUAGAGAUGCAGACGGCACUGUCAGCGGUCAGAGCGAAGGAACCGUCUCCCAACACACUUUUUGCAGAGUUGACGAGUGCCUGGGAUGGCUGUCAGAAGUAUUUUUACCGCUCCUGGGCCAGACGUAACGCCAUGCAGGCUGCACUGCUUUCAGCUGCAAAGGAGCUGGGUUUGGGGAACGUGGAGCGCUGCCGUGGUUUCUCCUCUCACCUCUUCAAACUCCUGCUGAGACAAAGACGUCGGCUCACCAAACUGACGGAACAUUGGGUGCACCUCAGGAAGCUGAUCGACAGCGUGCAGGAUGUUCACUCGAAUAUGACCAGCUCCGAGAAGGAAGAGAGCGGUGGUCUUCCUCCUCAGGACUCUCUCCGUAGCUGGUUAAUAAGAGCUCAGGCUCUGUCUCAGCAGUGCAGCGCAGCCCUGCAGCAGUUCUCCUGGGUUCUCCAGUGCUGCCCGGAGGGUCCUUCUUCUGCACUUUCCCAGGCCGGACAGGGUGAGGCCACCCUGAGCCACCCGUCCCCCCUCGCCCCUCACCUGCAGCCUCAGGCGUGUCUGAUGAGGCGAGGUGAGGCUACCUGGAACGAGGCAGUGCAGCGGGUGGAGCUUUUGUACAGUGAGAGUGUCCAGCUGAAAGAGAAGCUUAAUGCUUUAGAAGAGGAGUCCUCACAAAGAGCCAUUCACACAUGGAGCCACAUGGACCAGUGCUGUUCGUGUGUGUACGGGUUGGGGUCUCUGGCGGACCGGGUGGUGGCUUUGGAGCAGCUCUUCGUCCCUGAGGGAGUUCCAGUUCUCAACAGUCAACAAGCCCUGACCCGAGGUCUGCACGCGGUCAGAGGCGAGGUGGACAACUGUGUGACGGAGUUCACCGCGUGGAAAUCUCAGCAGCUAUCACUCGGACAGUCUGCAAAACGACCGGUUUCAUCAUUUUGGACAGAGUUCUCAGAGCGUGUGGAGAACACCAUAAACACGGUUCUGUGUGCAGUACAGAACUUGGUGAAACGAAAAGAAAGAGAAGAAGAGCAGCAGGCAGACAGCAGGAGAGAUUCAGAUUCUGAGGUCGCUGAGGAGCUGUUGAAGCCAGGUCAUCUGAGCAAGUUGCUUGAAGAAGACCUGAUUGCAGACGUGUCGUCUCUCUCUCUUCCUGACGUUGUGGGAAUGACGGAACAGUUACUGCAGCAACUGCGAUCUCACAGAGACGCCUGUUCACCACAGCAACUAGGGGAUCUGAGUGAGGCCUGCAGGUGUUUGGUUCGUUUGGAGCCCAUGCUGUGUGUGUACUCAGAGCUGGUGCGCUGGUACGUGGCAGUGUGUAUGGGCGCUCACCGCAGCACCGGCAAACUGCUGUCCGUACUCGCCAGCCUCUUCACUGACCUCGGCCAGAAGGGAUUUUGUUUGCCCCAGGAGCUGAUGGGAGGAGGCGAUGGAGAGGGAGCUACAGAGUUCCACGACUAUGAGGGAGGUGGCAUUGGAGAGGGAGAGGGGGUUAAAGACGUCAGCGACAAGAUUGAGAAUGAAGAUCAGGUUGAGGACACGUUUCGGGAAGGAGAAGACAAAGAGGAGAAAGAACCGGACGAUAGAGACAUUAAAGAAGAAGACAACGCAAUUGAGAUGUCUGAAGACUUCGACGGGAAGACGCAUGACGGCGAGCCUCGAGAACAAGGUGAAGAUGAGGAGGACUCUGAUGAGGAGCAGAAUGAGGAGCUGGAUAAGAAGAUGGGAGAUCUGGGAGAUGGGCCCACAGACACCCUGGACGAGAGGAUGUGGGGUGAUGAAGAUGAGGAUGACGACGAUCUUGACGGCAGUGAUAAAGAGGAUGAGUCUGGAGCAGGAAUGGACCAGGGAGAGUCAGAGUUGGUUGCUAAAGACGACAACACAGACGCUGGCAAGUCCAAAAAAGACGAGAAGAACAAGGACAAAGAUCAUCCACUGGACAAAGAAGAGAAGGAGAAAAUACAUGAACAAGUAGACGAGCGUGAAUUUGAUGAGAAUGAGGUGGACCCCUAUCACGGAAAGAAGGAGCAAAAAGCUGAACCAGAGGCCAUGGACCUGCCCGAGGAGCUCAACCUGGACCAGGGAGAACAGGGUGGAGACGAUGAAGAAGGAGAAGGAGAUGGUGAGAACCCCUAUGACAUUGAGGAUAAACCCAUGGAGGUGGAUGAGGAAGCAGGGGAGGGAGAGGAAGAAGGAGCAUCAGAGAUUGAGAUGGAAGACAAACAGAAUGCUGAAGGAGAAGGAGAAGAAAACCAGAAAGCUGAGGAACAAGAUGGAGAGGAACAAACGGAAGGAGAUAAAAACUCUGAAGCAGAUGAGAGAGGAGGGAGUGAGGAGGAGGGGGAUGAGGAUGAGAAGGAAAGAGGACAGGAGGAGGGGAAAGAUGAUGACAAGGCUAUUCCUGCUGACCAGGGCCAGAGGCCGAAGGAAGAGGAGCAGGCUGAUGAAGAUAAUGAGGAUGAGGAUGAUGAUGCAAAGGUGGAAUCCACAGAGAGGAAAGAGCACGCGACUGACGGGCAGACGGGCGACGAGAACGUUCAGAGUGACACAGCAGUGGAGCUGGCAGGUGCUGCAUCAGAACGAGACCAGGCCAAAGAGGAGCAUGGCAGUGGGACAGCUGAUGCUAAUGAGACUGAGGGACAUGACUCGAAACUGAUGGCCAGGAUGAGCUCACAGAGACAGAGACAAAAGCAAACCCAGAACUUCAAGCGGAAGCCGGGGCGGGCGGAUAACGAGCGCUCUCUGGGAGACACUAGUGAGCGAGUGAACAAGCGCCUGCGCACGAUGGAAACCACAGAGCGAAGAGAGCAGGAGCAGACCUCAGCUGAUGCUCUGCAGGAGUCUGACCUGUACGAGCACAUCAGACAGGGAGAGGAGAAGUACGACGCUCAGACGUACGAUGCUGCCAGUGCAGAACAACAAAGACCUUCUGCCAUGAAACAGGAGGAUGACAAUGAAGAAGAUGACAUAGCCAUGGACACAGACGAGGAGAAAGAGCUGCAGGCAGUUGAAGCUCCAGAACUAAAACCAGAGAAGAUGGACGGCUCAAAGGCCUCUAAUAGAGGUUUGGAAGAGGGAGAACUGGAGAGCCAGAAUAAGGUUGAAAAAGAGGAGGACAAACCAGAGUCAAAGAGAAAUCGUGAAGAAGAGAAGAAAGAGCGCAGUCGAGAAUCUACUAUUCACACGCUACCAGAACUACUGACAGAAACGCUUAAGAUCCAAGUGAAAGACCCAGAACUGCUAAGGAGAGAGUUAGAGCUGCAGUUGGAAGACUGGCAAAAGCAAACUGGAGGAUCACUAGAGGAGGAGAGUGCAGCAGCAGGGAUGUGGCAGCAGUACCAGGCGCUCACAUCUCCUCUAUCACAGCAGCUGUGUGAACAGCUCCGACUCAUUUUGGAGCCAACGCAGGCUGCCAAACUCAAGGGAGACUACCGCACAGGCAAACGGUUAAACAUGAGAAAGGUCAUUCCUUACAUCGCCAGCCAGUUCCGCAAAGACAAAAUCUGGCUGAGGAGGACGAAGCCUAGCAAGAGAGACUAUCAGAUCUGCCUGGCUGUGGACGACUCGUCCAGUAUGGUGGACAACCACUCUAAACAGCUGGCGUUUGAGUCUGUUUCUGUAAUAGUGAAUGCUCUGACUCUGCUGGAGGUGGGACAGGUGGCAGUGUGCAGCUUUGGGGAAAGCGUCCAGCUUCUUCACCCUUUCCACCAUCAGUUUAACGACCAAUCAGGAGCCAGAAUACUGCGACUCUGCCAGUUUCAACAGAAAAAAACUAGAAUAGCUCAAUUUUUAGAAACUUCAGCCAACAUGUUUGUGGCAGCUAAACAGCAGAACCCUGGUUCUGCAAAUACAGAGACAGCUCAGUUGCUGCUGAUCGUGUCUGACGGCAGAGGCUUGUUUCUGGAGGGAAAGGAAAGAGUCGCCACAGCGGUUCAAGCUGCUCGCAGUGCGAACGUCUUCGUUAUAUUUGUGGUGCUGGACAACCCCAACUCCAGGGACUCCAUAUUGGAUAUUAAAGUGCCAAUCUUCAAAGGGCCGGGGGAGCUGCCGGAGAUCCGCUCGUACAUGGAUGAGUUCCCCUUCCCCUUCUACAUGAUCCUGCGCGACGUUAAUGCUCUGCCUGAGACCCUGAGCGACGCACUGAGGCAAUGGUUCGAGCUCGUCACUGCCACGGACCAAUAACCAGCCACUGUGCAGGAGCCAUUCAGCUGGGGCCACACGUCUGCGCAAACGACCAGUGCUGCUAGCCCUCCCGGACAUGGAGACAUAGACAGAUGCACAUGUGCGCGCGCACACACACACACGCAUAUAAGAACACAUCGGACCGGCUGCUGUACAUGUGCCUUUUUUCUUAAUUUUGGUAUUAUUUUAUUGAAUUGUAGUUGGAGAAAUUGCUGCUCUUAUUAUUCCUCACAUUGGGAAUUUUAAAGAGCUUUGAAUUAUAUUAGAUUUCUUUUCUCAUUUGUUGUUUCAAGUGUUCAAGUUUUGCACGAUUUUCCGUUUUUAUGUUUCCGUUUUUGAAAGUAAAAGAUCAUGUGAUUCUGAAAGAAGAAGAAAAAACACGGACUUGCGGAAUGUGGACUUUUAGUGAUACCUCUGAUCCCAGGCACGUUCAUGUACACGUCCGGUUUCAAAAUGUGAAAUACUGUUGGGCGAGCAAUCCAGCCAGUGCUCAUCUGACGCGGUCAAAAUGGCCCAAAAACAGAAGUACAAGUGCACGUGGAUAUUCUCGUCCUGACACAUUUAAAGAAAUCCAGCAAAAAUGUGCCUUUCAAGCCUCCCCCACUUCGUUUCCACCAUUCUUUACUAGGACAGUGUGCGGAAAACUCAUUGCCAGUGCACAUUUUGAAGGAUUCUGACUACUGCAUCAGGCCCUUACUUCCCACGCUGAUGAAGAGGACAUUUACAUAUUUCCAAAAAAAAAAAAAAAAAAAAGCACUGUUGGACUUACAGCCCAGUUUGUGCCCUCAGACUCACACACCAGAUUCAACCGCUAGAAUCUGGCCUUCCCCGGCCUAAAGAGACUUAACAGAAGGUACACACACACACACAGAUCGCAGCUACACAAACCUGAACCACAACUCUGACCAAGUUUAAAUACAGUUACGUUUGACCUCAUUUUGAUUAAACUACUUCUAGGAGACAUACACACUCUUUCUGUUUAGUAUGUGCAUUCUGUGUUCAAACUGGUAGCCUCAAUUCAGAAAGGAUUUCUCCUGUAGACCACAUUUCAACCCAUGACUCUGCAGAUGUUCUGGAUCUUCAGUCAUUUCAGCAUCUGAUCUCAGUUGGGAACAGAAAUAAAAAAAAAAAGAUUUUGGA
Molecule: messenger RNA, 17968 nt
Organism: Astyanax mexicanus (Mexican tetra)
Lineage: Eukaryota; Metazoa; Chordata; Actinopteri; Characiformes; Acestrorhamphidae
Gene: mdn1
Product: midasin AAA ATPase 1
Exons: 102
Coding region: 236-16828 (5530 amino acids)
Biological process (GO): ribosomal large subunit assembly; rRNA processing
Cellular component (GO): preribosome, large subunit precursor; nucleus
Molecular function (GO): ATP hydrolysis activity; ATP binding
Source: RefSeq, a predicted model, not a curated record